UGCAGAAGGUUGGGAAUUAUAGAAGUUGAUUACUUUGGACUGCAGUUCACUGGCAGCAAAGGGGAGAAUCUGUGGCUGAAUUUGAGGAACAGGAUCUCACAGCAGAUGGAUGGUUUAGCCCCUUAUCGAUUGAAAUUAAGAGUCAAGUUUUUUGUAGAGCCACAUCUUAUCUUACAAGAACAGACAAGGCAUAUGUUUUUCUUGCAUAUAAAAGAAGAUCUUCUCGCUGGUAAUCUUCAGUGUUCUUCAGAGCAUGCAAUUGAACUUAGUGCAUUGUUAGCACAGAUGAAGUUUGGAGAUUAUAACCAGAACACUGCCAAGUACAAUUAUGAAGAGCUGUGUGCAAAAGAGCUCACCACUACCAUUUUGGAAAGCAUUAUUGCAAAGCACAAGGAGCUAGAAGGUCUGAGUCAAGCUUCUGCUGAAUACCAGGUUCUACAGAUUGUUACAACACUGGAGAACUAUGGGGUAGAGUGGCACUCGGUGCGAGAUAGCGAAGGGCAAAAGCUCCUUAUUGGUGUUGGACCUGAAGGCAUAUGCAUCUGUAAAGAUGACUUUAGUCCUAUCAACAGGAUUGCUUAUCCUGUUGUUCAAAUGGCAACUCAGUCUGGGAAGAAUGUAUAUCUGACUGUUACCAAGGAGUCUGGCAAUAGUGUAGUUCUCCUUUUCAAGAUGAUCAGUACAAGGGCAGCAAGUGGACUUUAUAGAGCAAUUACAGAGACUCAUGCAUUUUACAGGUGUGACACUGUCACCAGUGCUGUCAUGAUGCAGUAUAGUCGAGACUUAAAGGGCCACCUAGCUUCUCUAUUCCUGAACGAAAACAUUAAUCUUGGUAAAAAAUACGUCUUUGACAUUAAAAGAACAUCAAAAGAAGUUUAUGAUUAUGCAAGGCGAGCUCUUUAUAAUGCUGGUAUUGUGGAUCUUGUUUCAAGAAGUGACCAAACCCCACCAAGUUCUCCCCUUAAGUCCUCGGAAAGCAGCAUGAACUGUGACAAUUGCGAGGGUCUUAGCUGCCAACAAACAAAAGCUUUGCAAGAGAAGUUGCGGAAGCUGAAGGAGUCUAUGCUUUGUAUGGUGUGUUGUGAAGAAGAAAUAAAUUCAACCUUCUGUCCCUGUGGCCACACAGUAUGCUGCAAGAGCUGUGCUGCCCAGUUACAGUCGUGUCCUGUCUGCAGAUCUCGUGUAGAGCAUGUCCAGCAUGUGUACUUGCCAACCCACACCAGUCUUCUCAAUCUGACUGUGAUAUGAUCUACAUACUCACUUUAAACUCAUCAUGUACUUUUAAAACUGCACUAAUAUGAAAUGCAACCAUUGAUUGUGAAGAAGGCAAUCACACUGGCACCUAUCCACGAUCAAAAGCAAAAAUACUGCAUUUUUUGAACAUAAAUAUUCUUUUUCAGUGUGUCCAAAAUUGUUUGGGACAUCUUUUGAGAGCAGAAGUGUAAUCAAUUCAUGUUACUUAAAAGGAGAAUGAUGUGCAAGUUUGUAGCAUGGCAGCAUUGCUAAAAAGCUAGGUAACCCUGGAGAAACGCAGUGUACACAUACUGAUACCCAGCGAAAGCAAUGCAGCCUUCUGUUUUAAACUCUAAAUCCUUUUUAGUACAGUCAUUCCAUUUUAUUUUAAUAGUAAGAGUAGCUUUUACAAAUAUCAGUUUAGUAUGGCUCAUAGUUUCUGCUUUUAGUAAACUGCUUUAAAGGGGAGAGAGCUUCUUUUAAAAAAAAAUCAGUUCUUAAAGUUACAAGGCUUUGUCAAGCAGCUGUGUUUAAUUAAAUAGAAAGCAAUUCUGAGACAAGCUUUGGAAGGGCAGGACAAGUUUGUUAAUCUUGAACAGUUGAGGGUGGGUCAGGACAACCUGGUUGGCAGUGUCCUGUGGAAGCAGUUAUGGGACUUCAUUCACAGCUCUCGGUGGGCAAGGUGCUCCCAGGUUUCCCACAUCCAACUUGGCUGGUGGUUGCAGGAGCUGUCAGCUGCCCUUUAAGUUGUUUUAUGUUUGGAGACUGAUUUUGAACUAUUAAACUUGUACCUUUCAUUUCUAAAAUAAGGGUUGUAUAAUUUUCAAUGCUUUCUUCAGUUAGCAUCUUAAUUGAGUAGGUCAUUUUCUGCUAAAAUUUUUGAUCUUCCCCCCCCUACUUGGGCAUUUUGGGCUCUGGUUUCCUAGUGUAUUCUCCAGGGUAUGGAGGGAACUAGAGACUCAUGUUUGGGUGCAAUACUGGCUUAAUCAAAGCUAGGAAAGUACACUGUCACUUUACUGAAAUUCUCUGACUAUACUUUUCAUAUUGCCUUAAUGUAGCAGUAAUGUGUGUUUAUGCAUCUGUUUCUUUGCACAGACAUUUUGUCAAAUAUUAAAACUCUACUUUUUUAUGACACAUUAGCGUAUAAACCUUACUCUAAGAGGGUAUUUAUUUUUUCACUUUGUAAAGAAAAUUUUGUUUCCUCAUGAAGCAAGAGCUUUGUCCUAUAUCGUAGGCAACUUCUGUUUUUUUAUAUUCAGAUUAAUAAAGGACUUUAAAAA
Molecule: messenger RNA, 2513 nt
Organism: Mesitornis unicolor (brown roatelo)
Lineage: Eukaryota; Metazoa; Chordata; Aves; Mesitornithiformes; Mesitornithidae
Gene: MYLIP
Product: myosin regulatory light chain interacting protein
Exons: 6
Coding region: 106-1248 (380 amino acids)
Biological process (GO): ubiquitin-dependent protein catabolic process
Cellular component (GO): cytoskeleton
Molecular function (GO): ubiquitin-protein transferase activity
Source: RefSeq, a predicted model, not a curated record